UGACAUUGACAGCCAAUGAAUUGGUUAAUUCUUUGCGUCGAGCGUCGAAAAUUAUAGAAAAAAUCAUUAAAUUGUACAGUCCUUAUUAAAUUAAUUUGAAUGUUUGCAGUUAAAACAUAAAUACGAUAUCACUGUUAACCUUAACUUCUCAUAUAUUAAAAAUAUGUCAUUAUUUCGUAAACCAAAGAAGAUUCAACGACGCGUCUUUUGCGCUGAUGAUGACGAUGACGGAGAUCCUGAACCACCACCGCCUCCUAUCAUCAGCCAGAAAAAAGAAAACAAACCUGUUAAAAACACUACACUCUUAAGUUUUGCUGAUGAAGAGGAUGAUGGAGAAGUUUUUAAAGUAAAAAAAUCAUCACAGAGCAAAAAACUUGCUAAGCGACGGGAGAAGGAGAAACGUCGUGUCCCUGAUGGUGAUAAUAACAAAUAUGACAAUAAUUCACCUGAGGACACAAUGGACAAUGAGGACAUGGAAGAAAAGCCAAAGGUCAAAAAGAAAGUAUCACUGGAGGGUCUCAUACUGUCAGGACGCGAGGCACUAGCAGCAGAUGGAGCCGGGGACUUGUCUGAUGAUGAGAUGGAGGCAGAGGAGGAUAGUAGGGGGUUCCAUCUGUACCGCGCGGAGUCGGUACGCGCUGCGCUCGCGCAGCCGGGCCACAUACCCGACGCGGCGCUCAUCCAUGCGGCGCGCAAGACCCGACAGCAGGCUCGCGAGCUUGGCGACUUCGUUCCCAUCAGAUCGGAGGCGGCGCCGGGCUCGCGGCUCAUACGAGACGACGGCUCAGGAGACGAUGAUGACGAGGAUGGCAGGAUAGAAGUCUGCGGACUGGUCCUACCUAGUGAUAAACCUAAACGUGGCACUGCCGCUGCUUCUGAAGAGGAGCUGGACAGCGAAGCAGAGGAAUGGGAGAAACAGCAAAUACAGAAAGCAAUGCCCGCUAAUAUUGAUAUUACUGGUGAUGGCAAUACGGAGCUGAACCCGUUCGCAGUGCUGCCUCCCGCACCCCAGGUGUCUGACACGUCACAUCUGCGCACAUUGCUCACAGCUGACAAGACCGCGCCCACCACCGCACAACAACUACUUGAAGCACUCACAUCGAGGUUAGAGGAGCUGCAGGCGGAGAGGUCGGUGACAGCGAGCAAGCGGGAGGAGGUGCGGACGCGACUGUUGCUUGCGGCGCGUAUGCGGGAGUCGCGAGCCGCGCGCCGCAACCAUCUUGACGCCGCCUACCGCCGCGCGCAGGCAGCUCGCGGCUACAUCACUGACCUUGUCGAGUGUCUCGAUGAAAAGAUGCCACAGCUGGAGGCCUUAGAAGCGCGCGCGCUGCAACUGCACCGCCGCCGCUGCGAGUUCCUCGUGGAGCGCCGGCGCGCUGACGUGCGCGACCAAGCGCAAGAUGUUCUCGCGCUCGCAGCCCGUCCAGGUGUAGCGAAGCCAGUAGACAGUGAGGAGAAGACGCGACGUGCGGCGGAGCGCGAGGGGCGGAGACGCGCUCGAAGGAUGCGGCGCGAGGCGGUCGCGGCGGCAGCGGGGGCGGGCGUGCCAGCACACCGCGACGGCGACUCCAGCGACGAUGACCUGCCUCCUACUGAGCAGCAGCACUUCACACUGGAGAUCGAAGCGAUCCGUCAGCUGUCGUCGCAGGUGUUCGCAGACGCGCUGCCGGCUUGGCGCAGCGUACGCGGCGUAUGCGCGCGUGUGUCGCGCUGGCGACGUUCUCAGCCCGCGCUCUACAACGACGCGUACGUCGCUGACUGUCUGCCCAGACUGCUCGCACCGUACAUCCGGCACGAGUUGAUCUUGUGGAACCCGUUGGCGGAUGAAGACAAUGAAGAUUAUGAAAAGAUGGACUGGUACAAAUGCCUGAUGAUGUACGGCGUGCGAGCGGAGCGGCUGUCGAGCGACUCGGAGCUGUCGUCCGAGGAGGAGGCGGGGCCGGGAACGGUCUUGGGAGCUGGUCUGAGCGAGGCGGCGCUUCGCGAUGACCCCGACCUGCUGCUCGUACCAACACUCAUCAACAAGGUUGUGCUGCCUAAGGUCACAGAGUUGGUGGAGCAGGCGUGGGACCCGAUGUGCGUGCGCGCGUGUGUGCGAUUGCGGCGCGUGCUGGAGCGUGCGUGCGCGCUGCCGGGCGGACCCGCACUGCGUCGGCUGGCCACAGCUGCGCGCGCCCGCCUCGCUGCCGCGCUGCAUGCUGACGUCUUCCUGCCCGCGCUGCCGCCCCACGUGUUGGAGGGCGCUGGCGGUGCGUUUUGGCGACGCUGCGUGGGCGCGGGCGUGCGGUUGCUGCGUGCCGCCCUCGCGCUCUCUGCGCCCCCGCCCACGCUGAAUGCGGACGCCCUCGUCCUCUCUCUCAUUGAGACACUGUGCUGUGCGGCGGGUGCGGCGCCGGGCGUGCAGGCGGCGGCUGCGGGCGCGGCGCUGGCGGACACAUUGCCGCGCUCCGGGCCACUGCGCACGCACGCACUCCGCCGCCUCGCCCGACUUGCACAGCUCGCCCUCACGCGACUCCAAUCUGACAACCCUGUGCAUAUGUAUGUCUACAUAUCAUAUCAUAACUACCUCCCUAUAAUAAAAAUAUUUCAUAAAAAUGAAAAAUUAUCACGAAAUAAAGUUAUUAAACUGUGUUUUAAAACAAUUAACACUUACAUCUACAUUUAUGACCAAACUCAGAGUUCAUUUUUAAACUAAAAAUAUAAAACAUUAGCUGUUUCAAAUAGUAACGAAAAAAUAUUUUACAUUUCAU
Papilio xuthus (Asian swallowtail) is the source of this 2750-nucleotide messenger RNA. RefSeq names its product PAX3- and PAX7-binding protein 1. Gene Ontology annotation, biological process: mRNA splicing, via spliceosome. The record is from RefSeq and is a predicted model, not a curated record. Gene Ontology annotation, cellular component: nucleus. The transcript is spliced from 16 exons. Lineage: Eukaryota; Metazoa; Arthropoda; Insecta; Lepidoptera; Papilionidae. Gene Ontology annotation, molecular function: DNA binding. The coding region runs from base 164 to 2695 and encodes 843 amino acids.